Molecule: messenger RNA, 2628 nt
Organism: Drosophila obscura
Lineage: Eukaryota; Metazoa; Arthropoda; Insecta; Diptera; Drosophilidae
Exons: 3
Coding region: 173-2167 (664 amino acids)
Source: RefSeq, a predicted model, not a curated record
CUCAGUACAAAAUCAUUCACCUAAAACACAACAAACGGAAAACAUCAUCUGAAAAAAUUCAGUAGAAUUUAUUUUUUAAUUUUUUUUUAUUUUGCAUUUUUCUGUGCAAUCUUCCCACACGCGUCUCCCGUCCUGCUUGUGAUCCUUACCAACGGCACUCAAGGCCAGCGCAAUGGCUUUUAUAGCUCGACAGAACCAGAAGGGCGAAGUGGUGGAUCGCAAGCAGCUGUUGGGCCGUCGUACACGUGACCUGAGCGACUCAGAGGAGUCGACUGCGGGACUCACCAAUCGCACUCUGGUUCCACUCGUAGCAGAUGCCGACACGGACACAGACACAUCAUCCUGCACCCUGGUGGGCAAUCGAGAGGAUGUUGGUGAGUUCUUGGACACUGACACCGAAACCGAAACUAUGGCGAGCUUCUGCCGGAAACUGGAGGAACUGGAAGAUGCUAUGGCAGGUCUCAGCCUCGAAGAUGGCAAUAAGUCGGGCUCCCAAGAGGAUUGGCGAAGUGAGACAGGGACCCUUGUACCGGCCGCAUCUAUCGGCGAUUGCAGUGACAUCUCGGAGUCCACCCUUAUCAAGGGAGGGACUUCACCCACCGACAGUCUGAAGUCCUACCACAGCUGCAGGACCUACGUCAUAAACACUGAAACACCAGAGGACACGGAGCUCCUUGAUGAUCGAAGCGAAGAUCGCGAACUGACGACCAGCAGCAGCUGCACCCUGGACACUGCGAGGGAGUCCCUCUGCACCGGGGGUGACGCGUAUGCCUCUGAUCUUGAGGCAUCGGAGGGUGGAACUAACCGCCCUGCCCUUUUCAGCUGGUUUAAGGAGCUCGAGCGGAAGAAGGAUUGCGGAAGAAAGCAGUUGCCGCAGCGCAGGUUGGACGUUUUCAAAAGGAAGUUUGGGUACUCAAAGCCGUCCAUAUCCGUCCGUAUUAAGGCGAGACGCAGCGCACGUCGGUCCCGCCAAAAGGAGACCCCGGAAGACAGUGAGGAGGAGAUGUUGCAGCUGUGCAAGGUCUUGUCUGAGUGCAGGGCCAGGGUCGAGAAGUGUCCCGACCAGGGAUUAGUCUCCUCGCGUGUCGAAAAGUCGAAGGAGUGUGAUUCCAGUAAGGAUCCUCCUGCUGAUGCUAGAGAGGAAACACCAGAGGAGCUCCUUGAAGAUCGAAGCGCAGAUCGCGAACUGAUGAUCAGUAGCAGCUGCACCCUGGACAUUGGGAGGGAGUCCCUCUUGAAGUCCCUCAGCACCGGGGAUGACAAGUAUGCCUCUGAUCUUGAAGCAUCGGAGGGUGGAAGUAACUUUCCGCCCUCUCUGAAUUUGAGGGAAUUCCGCCUUGGCUCUUUCCGCAGGUUUAAGGAGCUCGAGCAGAAGAAGGAUUGCGGAAGAAAGCAGUUGCAGCAGCGCAGGUUGCACGGGUUUAAAAGGAAGUUUGGGUACCCAAAGCCGUCCAUAUCCUUCCGUAUUAAAGCGAGACGCAGCGUACGUCGGUCCCGCCAAAAGAAGACCCCGGAAGACAGUGAGGAGGAGCUGUUGCAGCUGUGCAAGGUCUUGUCUGAGUGCAGGGCCAGCGUCGAGAAGUGUCCCGACCAGGGAUUAGUCUCCUCGCGUGUCGAAAAGUCGAAGGAGUGUGAUUCCAGUAAGGAUGCUAGAGAGGAAACACAAGAGGAGCGCCUUGAAGAUCGAAGCGAAGAUCGCGAACUGAUGACCAGUGGCAGCUGCACCCUGGACACUGCGAAUGAGUCCCUCUGCACCGGGGGUGACACGUAUGCCUCUGAUCUUAAGGCACCGGAGGGUGGAACUAACCGCCCUGCCCUUUUCCGCUGGUUUAAGGAGCUCGAGUGCAAGAAGGAUUGCGGAAGAAAGCAGUUGCCGCAGCGCAGGUUGGACGUUUUCAAAAGGAAGUUUGGGUACUCAAAGCCGUCCAUAUCCGUCCGUAUUAAGGCGAGACGCAACGCACGUCGGUCCCGCCAAAAGGAAACCCCGGAAGACAGUGAGGAGGAGCUGUUGCAGCUGUGCAAGGUCUUGUCUGAGUGCAGGGCCAGCGUCGAGAAGUGUCCCGACCAGGGGUUAGUCUCCUCGCGUGUCGAAAAGUCGAAAACUUUCAUAUUUUCGAAAGAGUGUGAUACCAAUAAGGAUCCUCCUGCUGAUGCUCGAGAGGAUUAGCGAACCGACACCCAAACCAAAAAAAAAAAAAUGUAAUUGUUCCGCUAACAGUUUUAUAUUAUUUUAAAUUUGAAAUUUUUGUUGGUGGGCCGCAGCCAUCACCUCUGCACCAUCGCACUGUCCCAAUAUGGAUUCAAUAUCUAAUGCUUUCAGGCAGAGGGAAACAGGAAACGAGACUGGAAUUUCAACACCCCGCAAUGUUCUUCGAUGGUAGCCAGGAGUUUUGACGGACCUGUUUCAUCUGCUCAUAUAAUUUCUGCACCAUUGAAACUUUCGAAGUCCGAGGAUUCCAAUCCACGUCCAGAUCUAUCCAAGUGGGCUGGCCCCAGCUCUGCUCUCCAGGAAACAUGCGUCCGGCCUCGUACAACAAAAGCAACAAUUUCCAUAUGCAAAAUUUGAACUGUAUUUUAGCUCGUUUCUACAUCUCAAUACGCGAAAUAAAUUGUUUUUGGCUAAUUCAA